Molecule: messenger RNA, 1569 nt
Organism: Cuscuta campestris
Lineage: Eukaryota; Viridiplantae; Streptophyta; Magnoliopsida; Solanales; Convolvulaceae
Source: the annotation of a GenBank genome assembly
GAGCCAUCGCGCAAAUUAGUCAACGGAUUUUCAUUGAAAGCGCGCGCCAGACGACCGGCAAAUCCCCACAACCAUCGGAAAUGGAAGAAUCUACACACCACCCCCAAAUCCAAAUCCGCCAUGAAAACCGUCCAAAACACGACGAAGAAGAAGAAGAAGAAGACCAGAGGGAAAGCCAACUCAAAGCUUUCGACGAGACGAAAGAAGGGGUGAAAGGGCUGGUCGACGCCGGCAUAACCAAACUCCCCUCCAUCUUCAUUGCUCCCCCACAACAACAACAAACCUCUCUUCCCGACGCCGCCGCCGCCGCCGAAGAAGAAGACAUGAUUAUGAUUCCGACCAUCGACCUGGAGGGCGUUCACGAGGACGAGGCGAAGCGGAGGCGGGCCGUGGAGGCGGCACGGGAGGCGUCGGAGAAGUGGGGGUUCUUCCAGGUGACCAACCACGGGAUCUCCGGCGGGGUUGUGGCGGAGGUGAUAGGCGGAGUGAGGGGUUUCUUCGAGCAGGAGACGGCGGCGAAGAGGGAAUGGUACACCCGGGAUUUGUCUAAGGGGUUUGUGUACAACAGCAACUUCGACCUCUUCUCUGCCCCCUCUGCUAAUUGGAGGGACACUUUCUUCUGCCCCAUGGCCCCUCUUCCUCCCCAUCCCCAACAACUCCCUCCCAUUUGCAGGGACAUCCUUAUCAAAUACUCGAAUGAAGUUCAAAAGUUGGGGCGUGUUUUGUUCGGACUAUUGUCCGAGGCCUUGGGCCUCCACCCCAACUAUCUGGAGGACAUUGAGUGCAACAAGGGGUUAGCGUUUCUGGGGCAUUACUACCCCGCCUGCCCCGAACCACACCUGACUUUAGGCACGACCAAACACGCCGACAACGAUUUUCUCACGGUUUUGCUCCAAGAUGAGAUCGGCGGCCUCCAAGUUCUUCACGGCAACCGGUGGGUUGAUGUUCCCUAUGUCCCCGGAGCCCUCGUGGUCAACAUUGGAGAUCUUCUCCAGCUUGUGACGAAUGAUAGGUUCAAGAGCUCGGAACACAGAGUGCUGGCGAACGAGGUAGGCCCGAGGAUAUCGGUGGCGUGUUUCUUUACCACAAACUUGUUGCCAUUGCCGCGGCUCUACGGGCCAAUCAAGGAACUAUUGUCGGACGAGAACCCGGCAAAGUAUAGGGAAACCACUGUUAAGGAGUACGUAACACAUUUUUAUGCAAAGGGUCUCGAUGGGAAUUCUGCCUUGUUGCAUUUCAGGCUCUGAAUUUCGCUUCCCCGCUUUGUUAGUUUAUGGAAACUUAUGAAGCUUUACAUACAUGAAGGACAAAACGUCGUAAGGCAAAAUGUGAAAUUUGCACUAAAUAGGACUAAAACAUAAUGACUUCCCUAAUGUAGGACUUAAACUUUUUUAUUCCCUAAAUAUGACUUAAUAAUGAUCUAGUGGGAGGAAUAAUGUCCAAGAAUGAUGGACAUUUACUUGAAUAAUGACUACUUCAUAAUGACCAAAGGUCCUACAUUGGGAAAUAAAAACAUAUGAUCCUAUAUUGGAAAAGUCAUUAUGUUUUAGUCCUAUUUAAGUAAAUUUC